UUCGGCGCGUCUAGAUCUCAUUUCCAUGUCAGGAAAGACCUCACUUGAAUCAGUAGGAUGAAGUUGUGGGAGUCAGACCAUUGUACCAUCCGAAUAAUUCGCCGGUGUUUGAGUUCUUGCAUUUGAAUAUCCGGGGGGAUUUAGAGAUAAACAUUGGCCUGCGAAAUUAUUACCAACCAUGGACUAGACGACCUGUCACCCGGCCAACCAAACAAACUCGCAAGACAACUUGUUUCGUCAACAGCACCACAACCGCAACUCAAGUUGCAACGCGUCCGGAACGACUAGGGAGAUGGUGACGAUGGCACGGCACAUUGGGCUUGACCCGAACAACCCCCAGUGGCACCGCUCUUCAACCUCACUCUCACGCCAUCUCCUCUCCGCCCUCCUUCUCACAACCACCAUCACCACGGGCGUACACGCCUACACCCCUCUUUCCACCUGCACCCUCCAACACCUCACCUUCGGGCCCUCCUCCGACUUCGACAUCCACAAUGGCUUCGGGUCUAGCUCUCUCCUCGCCCCCAUCCUCAUCCCACGCGUCCCCGGCACCGAAGGCUCUCGCCUCGUCCAGCAGCACUUUGUCGAUUUCUUUUCUUCCCAACUACCCGACUGGACGCUCGAAUGGCAGAAUUCAACCUCCACGACGCCCGCAACUGGGUCCCAGCUUAUCCCGUUUGCGAAUUUGAUUCUACGAAGGGACCCACCUUGGGCAAAGGCCGGGAAUGUGAAGAGGUUGACGCUCGCGGCGCAUUAUGAUAGUCUGUUUCGACCGGAGGGGUUUAUUGGGGCUGUGGAUAGUGCGGCGCCUUGUGCCAUUUUGAUGGCGGUGGCGAGGGCGGUGGAUGGGGCGUUGGGGAGACGGUGGGAAGGGGUUAUGGCCGCGAAGGAGAAGAGGGAGGGAGGUGGGGAGCGGGAUGCUGGUGACGGGUUGGAAGAUGAGGAAGGCGGAGAGGAGGAGGAGGAGAAAGGAGUGCAGAUUGUGCUGUUCGAUGGCGAGGAGGCUUGGGAGAGGUGGACGAAUACGGAUUCGACUUAUGGCUCUAGAGCACUGGCCGAAGCCUGGCAAUCAUCUCCAUAUGAGGCCUCAUCAACCCACUCCAACCGGCUAGAGUCUAUCAGCCUGCUCGUGCUCCUGGAUCUCCUGGGAGCGGGCAACCCCCGGAUUCCGUCCUACUUCUGGGACACGCACGGGGCGUACAAAGACUUGGCCAAGAUCGAGACCAGGCUACGAAAGCUGGGAGUUUUGGAAACGGCUCCCGCUUCGCCAUUCUUACCGGAUAGCGAGAAGCCGUAUAACCGGUUCACGAGGGGGUAUAUACAGGAUGAUCAUGUCCCGUUCAUGGAACGUGGUGUCAAGGUGUUGCAUAUCAUACCCACGCCGUUCCCGCCCGUGUGGCAUACUAUGGAUGAUGAUGGGGAACAUCUUGAUCUGCCGACUGUGAGGGAUUGGGCCAAGAUCAUGACGGUGUUUGUUGCUGAGUGGAUGGAUCUCGAUGGGGUGCUUUCGCAGGAAAGCUGCGCUGCGCAGAAAGAGAAAGGCAGCGGGAGCAUGGAGAAAGACGAGCUCUAGUGAUACGGGAGGGCUACUUAGGUUUGGCUAGAAUUUCUACAAUCAUACGUUGAAUUAUCAUGGACAAGAAAUAAUUACCUUGAAAACAUACACCGUAACAGUGACUGUA
This is a messenger RNA of Neurospora crassa OR74A, 1682 nucleotides long. Its product is annotated as glutaminyl-peptide cyclotransferase. The record is from RefSeq and is a predicted model, not a curated record. NCBI's taxonomy places the organism in Eukaryota, Fungi, Ascomycota, Sordariomycetes, Sordariales, Sordariaceae. Bases 293 to 1573 code for a protein of 426 amino acids. The transcript has 2 exons. Gene Ontology annotation, molecular function: zinc ion binding; glutaminyl-peptide cyclotransferase activity.